AUGGACGCGCUCAGCUCCUGUAGCUCCCACCCUCUCUCACCAUUGCAGUACAGCUCCUGACACACCACACAAGGCCACAGGCUCUCUCCCCCUCUCUGAGCAAGCUUGGAUUCCUGACAGUGCAAGCAAAGCAAGCACCAGAAGCUAGUAGCUCUAGUAGUAUUUCUCUUGCUGCCUCCCUUCUCUCAUUUCACCUUGUUAUUACACACCACUACUACAUCAGAGACAACAAGCCUUCCUCCCAUUGGCCAUCUCUAGCUCACAGCCUACUAUCUCUAAACAUCGACAUUUUCCGGUAUUUUCCUUACCACUUUGCAGUAGUAGUUUGUAGUAGGCAGCAAGGUUGGUUUCUUGUAGCAAUGGAGGCCAAGGUUUGAGAAGGCAUGAGCUUGCUCCCUCUUUGCCCUCCUGAUUAGCCCCUUGGCAGCCACUGUAAGAUUUGCAGCGGAGCAGGAGCUGCGGCAGAGGAAGGGAGCAAAGCAUGGAUCUUUCCGGGGCGCAGGGCGAGCUGCCGGUGCCGAUGGCAAUGCACGGCGGUGGCGGGGGCUCGCCGUACCUGGGCCUGCACCACGGGCACCACCACGAGCACCCGCAGCAGCAUAGCCGUGGCCCGAACGGGCGGCACAUGUCGCCGCCGGAUGUGGUGGUGCCGGAGGAGGCGAAGAACCGGCAGCUGGCGGUGGUGCCCGUGGGCGCGGUAGGUGGAGGCGGGGCAGGUGGGGUGAGGUACCGCGAGUGCCUGAAGAACCAUGCGGCGGCCAUCGGCGGGAGCGCGACGGACGGGUGCGGCGAGUUCAUGCCGGCGGGGGAGGAGGGGUCGCUGGAUGCGCUCCGGUGCUCGGCGUGCGGGUGCCACCGCAACUUCCACCGCAAGGAGCCGCCGGGUGGCGACGCGCGGCAGCUGCACGGGCACCACCCACACCACCACCCGCUGAGCCCGCUGGCGGCGGCGCACCACCACCACCGGGGCCUGCUGGUGGCGGCACUGCCCCCGGCGCCGACGCGCAUGGUGAUGCCGCUGAGCGCCUUGCAGCAUCAGGCGCACCACAGCGCGGCGUCGGCGGAGUCCGACGACGCACGGGCGCAGCAGCCGCCGGCGCGGAAGCGGUUCCGCACCAAGUUCACGGCGGAGCAGAAGGCCCGCAUGCUGGGGUUCGCGGAGGAGGCCGGGUGGCGGCUGCAGAAGCUGGACGACGCGGCGGUGCAGCGCUUCUGCCAGGAGGUGGGCGUGAAGCGGCGCGUCCUCAAGGUGUGGAUGCACAACAACAAGCACACCCUGGCGCGGCGCGGGCAGGAGGGGGGCCACCACGGCGGCGACCCGGAGCAUCUCGGGCAGCUCGGCGGCGGCAUGCCGCUCCCGGAGCCCGGCGGGCCCGGGCGGAGCCCCAGCCCCAGCCGGAGCCCACCGCCGCAGCAGCUCCGGCUGGAUUAACCAACCAACAAACCCAACAUCACAACAACAACAACAUUGAUCAAGACGGCGAUGCUGACGACGAUCGCCUCACUCUAGCUCCGGUUAAUCUAGCUUAGCUAGCUGCAUUGGCUUCUUUCCACUGUUCCAUCCAUCCAUCCAUCCGUCAACCGAACUGAUGCUGAACUUCCACGGAUUUGUUUUCUUUUCUCCAUGCUUGAUUUCUGUAGCUCCUCUUUCUUUCUUUCUUAUUGAUGUCCCUAACUUUGCUGUCUACUAUUGCUUGCUCGAGCGACUGAUGUGGGAGGGUGAGACUGAAGAUCACUUGUUAACUCUGAUGAAGCUCAUGUGUUGUGU
Molecule: messenger RNA, 1768 nt
Organism: Panicum hallii
Lineage: Eukaryota; Viridiplantae; Streptophyta; Magnoliopsida; Poales; Poaceae
Product: zinc-finger homeodomain protein 3-like
Exons: 2
Coding region: 482-1432 (316 amino acids)
Biological process (GO): regulation of DNA-templated transcription; regulation of developmental process
Cellular component (GO): nucleus
Molecular function (GO): DNA-binding transcription factor activity; transcription cis-regulatory region binding
Source: RefSeq, a predicted model, not a curated record